AUGGUUUUAAGCAUAACCUCUCAUGCCCUUGAGUCGCUGACUCCAGGCCGUAUCGCUGCGGCAGUCAUUGUCCUCACGGUCAGCACUUUCAUCGCCGACUUCACGUGGAAACCCCGCUACACCAGAUCUCUACCCCGCGUCGGCUGCGGCGGUGGCCUCCUCGGUACCCUCCAGAAUUGGUUCUACUAUGUCUCGCGCUACAACUCUUGGGUCGCCGAGGGCUAUGAGAACUACUCGAAACAUGACCGCGCCUUCGUUGUACCCUCGGCCCCGAGUCGCCCGCAAGAAAUCGUCGUUCCCCGGUCCCAGACAGCCUGGAUGCUCGAGCUUCCCGACCGCGUUCUUUCCGCUAAGGAAGCCCACCGGGAUACCCUGUACAACGAUUACCAGUUCUUUGGUGACGACGACGAGUUCCCAAUCCAAACAAUUCACAAGCACCUGGCUCGCAAUCUUGCCGGCCUCAUACCCGGCACGCAAGAGGAAGUUCAUGGGGCAAUAGACGCCACACUUGGAACUGAUACCGAGAAUUGGAAGUCUGUGAAUCUCUGGGAGGCCUGGCUGGGUAUCGUCCCACGGGUGACAAACCGAAUCAUCGUCGGCGCCCCCCUGUGCCGAAACCAAGAAUUUCUCAACAGUCAAGUCGCAUUCGCCGACGACGUUGUCCGCAACAGCUUUUUCUUGGACAUGUUCCCUCGCAUAUUCCAGCCGCUCGUCGCCCCAUUCUUCAUCUUCGCAAACUGGUGGCACUGGCGAAAAUCGUACCUCAACGCCAAGCCCGUCAUCGAGCAGCGCCUCAACGACAUGGCGCGCAAGGCCUCGGGCGUUGAGCCGGCCUACGAGCCCCCAGAAGACAUGAUCACCUGGCUGAUCCGGCAGGCCAAAACCGAGGGCCUCGACGCCGAACUCAACGCAGAGAUGAUCUCCAAGCGCAUCCUCCCGGUCGAGUUCGCCGCCAUCCACACGACCGUCAUGACAGGCUUCAACCUGAUUCUCGAUCUUGUCUCCUCGGACCCCUCCUUAAGGUACCUCGAAACCAUCCGCGAAGAGACGGCGCGCGUCUUUGCCGAAGAAUUUGGCGCCUGGACCAAAAACGGCCUGGCCCGCCUCCACCGCACCGACAGCGCCAUCAAGGAGAGCAUGCGACUAAGCCACUUUGCCAGGGCGCUCACCCACCGAAAGGUGGUCGCGCCCGAGGGCCUGACUAAUACAGUCGAGGGGUGGCAUGCGCCGUAUGGUGCGUUUUUGAUGCUGGAUCUUGCGGGAACGCAUCACGAUCCCGAGCUGUACGAGGAGCCGGAUAAGUACGAUGCCUGGCGGUUCUCGCGCCAGCGGGAGAAGUAUGAGGCCAGGCCGUCGACGGAGAAGACGAAUGCCGAGGAGGCCAUGAGGAUCAAGCGGUUGGGUAUGGUUACCACGAGUGCCGAGUACUUGCCGUUCAGUCACGGGAGGCAUGCAUGCCCCGGGCGGUUCUUUGUCGCACAUGAGCUCAAGAUGAUUUUGGCAUAUCUGCUGCGGAACUACGAGAUCAAAUCGUUGCCUGAGAGGCCGAAGGGGAUGUGGCUUGGGUCGACCAUCAUACCGCCGGUGCAGGUCAAAAUCGAGAUUAGGAGGCGGAAGGGUGCGCUGUAG
Parathielavia appendiculata is the source of this 1629-nucleotide messenger RNA. Its product is annotated as cytochrome P450. The transcript has 3 exons. The record is from RefSeq and is a predicted model, not a curated record. The coding region runs from base 1 to 1629 and encodes 542 amino acids. NCBI's taxonomy places the organism in Eukaryota, Fungi, Ascomycota, Sordariomycetes, Sordariales, Chaetomiaceae. Gene Ontology annotation, molecular function: iron ion binding; oxidoreductase activity, acting on paired donors, with incorporation or reduction of molecular oxygen; monooxygenase activity.